Molecule: messenger RNA, 1536 nt
Organism: Penicillium taxi
Lineage: Eukaryota; Fungi; Ascomycota; Eurotiomycetes; Eurotiales; Aspergillaceae
Gene: adaB
Product: chromatin-binding transcription regulator ADA2
Exons: 2
Coding region: 1-1536 (511 amino acids)
Biological process (GO): regulation of transcription by RNA polymerase II; chromatin remodeling
Cellular component (GO): nucleus; SAGA-type complex
Molecular function (GO): transcription coactivator activity; chromatin binding; zinc ion binding
Source: RefSeq, a predicted model, not a curated record
AUGGGUGUAAUUCGAAAGAAGACCGCUGCGCGUGGCAAUGAGGCUGGAACCAAAUUCCACUGUGACGUGUGCUUGGUCGAUGUCACAUCUACAGUUCGCAUCUCUUGCGCCUCUUGUCCUGAAUAUGACCUGUGCGUCCCCUGCUUCGCCGCCGGCGAGAGCUCCAAGAAUCACGACCCGGUCACCCACCCUUACCAGGUAAUUGAGCAGAAUGCGGUUCCUAUUUUCCAAGCAGACUGGGGUGCAGAUGAGGAGUUAUUGCUGUUGGAGGGAGCCGACAUCUACGGACUUGGCUCGUGGGCCGACAUCGCGGACCACAUCGGUGGCUACCGUACUAAAGAUGAAGUUCGCGACCAUUAUAUCGAAACCUACGUGAAUAGCUCCAACUUCCCCCUCCCCGAAUUGGCCGAUCCGCAAGAUCGGAGUUUGCAAGACUCAAUUUCAAAGGAAGAGUUCCAGUCGCGCAAGAAGCAACGCAUCGAGGAGCGCAAGGAGGCUGCCAAGGCAGCACCGCCUACCACCCCCAAGCAGAAGCCAGUGGCCAGUACACCAGCGUGUCAUGAGGUGCAAGGUUACAUGCCGGGACGGUUGGAGUUUGAGACGGAGUUCCUCAACGAUGCCGAGGAGGCCGUACAACACAUGGCGUUUGAGCCAGGCGCGGGUCAAGGCGAAUUAGACGCGGAAAUGGAAUUGAAGAUGACUGUGGUGGAUAUUUACAACUCUCGGCUCACUGCCCGCACGGAACGCAAGAAAGUCCUAUUUGAGCAUCAUCUGCUGGAAUACCGAAAGAACACUGCAAUCGAGAAGAAGCGAAUGAAAGAGGAGCGAGAUCUGCUCCACAAGGCCAAACCUUUUGCGCGGAUGAUGAACAAUAAGGACUUUGACGAUUUUAACCAAGGCUUGGAGUAUGAGCAUAAUCUUCGCCUGGCCAUCGCACAGCUACAGGAGUGGCGCCAGAUGGGCAUCGGUGAUUUGAAAGCGGGCGAAAGAUACGAAGUGGAAAAGCAAAAUCGUGGCCAACGGCUACUGCCACAGGGCUCGUUCGACCGCUUCUCCAGUCCACGCCCCAGACAAACUCAAGCAACUGAGACACCCACAGCCGCCGCCCAGCUGACAACACCCGAUCUCCCUCUCCGUCUUCAACAAGCAGCCAACCCCCACAAACAGCCCGAAUCAGACAGCAUGCCCAUGAACGAUUUCGAUCUUGCAUUCGCCGUGGGAGAUCCCAUCCCCCCGCCGUCAGGAAAAACCAAAUUCGUGUUGCAUCCACCGAGCGGAAUGCUGCCGUGGAAACUGGAAAACGACGGAGCAGCCGAUCUCCACCUGCUGACGCGCGAGGAGAUAGAGGUUUGCAACGUACUACACCUAAUGCCAAAGCCAUAUCUUGUUGUUAAGGAGACACUCCUUAAGGAGUCAAUGAAGCAAGGCGGCAACUUGAAGAAGAAAGACGCACGAGCAAUCUGCAAGUUCGAGGGCACCAAAACUGGUCGAAUUUUCGACUUCAUGGUGCACAGUGGAUGGAUCACGAAGGCUUGA